This is a messenger RNA of Vicia faba (fava bean), 1824 nucleotides long. The record is from the annotation of a GenBank genome assembly. NCBI's taxonomy places the organism in Eukaryota, Viridiplantae, Streptophyta, Magnoliopsida, Fabales, Fabaceae.
AUGAAAUGGAGAGUAAUGGAAGAUGAUUUUUUGAAUAUCAGAGAAUCUUCUUAUCAGCCAAAACCGGAACUGAGGGAUCUAAAGAAAAACAUUGAAUCCAAGAAGAGGCAGCACAACAACAUGGAUCUUCAAAGUUCUUUGACUCAAGAGAUUCUACAGCUUCAAAAAGGAUUACAUCAACAAAUUGUGACGCGGCAUGCAUUCGAGAAAACAUGUUAUCGACCAUUUUCACAGGAUACGACAGUAGAAAAUUCAAUACCCAAGGCGGCAAAGGAACUUAUUAAGGAAAUUGGGAUAUUAGAGUUAGAAGUCAGGUAUUUGGAACAAUAUCUGCUCUCUUUGUAUCGGAAACGAUUUGAUGAACACAUUUCAUCUCUAUCAACCAAAGAAACAAGAUUGGAUUUCGCUUCAUACAUUAACAAAGAUACUUCUGCAGUAAACAUAAACGAUGCUAUUCCUGACGAACAAAGAAGAUUGGAAUUAGCUUCACACAUUAUUAACAAAGGAACAUCUUUAAUACCUGUCAGCGGUGCUUUCUCUGACAAAGAAAUUUCAGUUCGACACUCAAGUGAUAUCAUUUCAACAAGUAAUUUAGGUGUUUUAGACUCUGGUAUUCAUCGGUGUUACUCUGCGUUAUCUCAACAAACAGUUUGCUCAAUUGAUGUUUCUCCUGAGAACAUGAAGACCAUAGCUGCAGACUCUUACCAUUCUCUACCGUUAUCGAUGCUAGAGCAAGCUCGGUGUGCUAAAUCCAACUCAACUACCCUAGCAGAACACCUUGGGAAUAGCUUCAUUGAUAAUGUUCCAGAGACACCAAAUUGGAUUUCUGAGGAGAUGAUCAAAUGCAUCUCAGCAAUAUUUUGUGAACUUUCAGAGUCACCUUUUCCUUGUCAUAAAAAUGCUUCAUUCCCUAUUCCGUUCUCAUCAUCCGUUUAUGAGGAGGUAUCUUCAAAGAUCCCGGGUAAUAAGCGGGGAUCACAAUGGAAGAACCAUUCAUUAUUCAGUUUAAACUCCAGUAACUCUUUCCAUGUCAAAGGGUCAAAAAAAUUCAGUGGACCCUAUUGUUCAAUGAUAAGGAUUCACAAAUUACGCACAGAUAGUCAGAAAUUAAAAGAAGUCGAGUACAUGCUACGCAGAUUUAGGUCACUUGUUUCUAGGCUUGAAGAAAUUAAUCCGAGAAAUCUGAAACACGAAGAAAAGCUGGCCUUUUGGAUUAAUGUGCACAAUUCCUUAGUAAUGCAUGCCUUAUUAGUUUACGGAGUUUCAGCCAACAAUGUCAAGAGAAUGUCUUCAGUACUUAAAGCUGCAUAUGACAUUGGGGGUCAUACUGUAAGUGUCGAAAUGAUACAGAACUUAAUUCUGGGGUGCAGAUUGCCACGUCCAGGACAAUGGCUGCGGCUGUGGUUUCCUUCAAAGACAAAACUAAAGGUCAGGGAUGUAAGAAAAGGAUAUGCUGUACAUCGUCCAGAACCUUCAAUAUUAUUUGCUCUUAGCACAGGAAGCCAUUCCGAUCCUGCGGUACGUUUGUACACGUCCAAGAGAGUCUUGGAGGAGCUACAAUCUGCAAAAGAAGAAUAUAUUCAAUCCAACAUUGUUAUAACCAAGGAACAUAAAAUAAUUCUCCCAAAGAUAGUUGAUUCCUUUGCAAAAAGUGCAGGUCUAGGAGUAUCUGAUUUGGUGGAGAUGGUUAAACUAUAUCUACCCGAGUCUCAAAGGAAGAGCAUCCAAGAGUUUCAAUCAAAAACAAACUGGAAAGGAACUGAAUUAACCUCUCAUGACUUCACUUUCCAUUACCUGCUUUCAAAGGAGUUAGCUUGGGAAUGA